This is a messenger RNA of Nylanderia fulva, 3271 nucleotides long. RefSeq lists its product as uncharacterized. Gene Ontology annotation, molecular function: protein binding; DNA binding. Gene Ontology annotation, cellular component: nucleus. The record is from RefSeq and is a predicted model, not a curated record. Lineage: Eukaryota; Metazoa; Arthropoda; Insecta; Hymenoptera; Formicidae. Gene Ontology annotation, biological process: regulation of transcription by RNA polymerase II.
GUCAAAAAUGAACAAUCGCGAUAUAAAUCGCACGCGAAUAGAACUACGAUAAUUAUACGUCAUCCGCGUUCGAGAAAGCGAAAGAGAGUGAAUGAGAAGAAAUGAAGAGGAACCCCUCUUAGGAACUUUCGCGACCCAACAACGGAUAAGUUCGACACUAAAGCUUGCGCAGGGGGCAAUGCGCGGUGAAUGUGUGCCGACGCGGACUUAGUUCUAGCGAUAGUUUAUGAUAGAGCGGUGUGUAAGUGCGGUUAAAAGCUCGUCGACAUCGGUAACGCAACUCCGUCGAGCGAUUUGUCUAUCAUUGAACUGCAGUCAUGGAAUCCGGGAGUAACUUGCCCAAUGCGGGCAAUUAUCCUGGAGGUGAUCGCCAGCAGUUCUGUGUCUCUUGGAAUUCCCACCAGUCCAACAUGCACAGUGCGUUUCCAAAGUUGCUGAGCUCGGAGCAGUUUGUGGAUGUGACUCUGGCUUGCGACGGAGGGUCGAUAAAGUGUCACAAAGUCGUACUGUCUGCCUGCAGCGACUAUUUGGAACGUUUAUUGUUAGAGAUACCAUGUACUCAUCCCGUUAUCUUCUUGAGGGACAUGAAGAUGUGGGAACUUCAAGCUUUGGUUGAAUUUAUGUACCGUGGGGAAGUAUAUGUCGAGCAACAGCAACUUGCUACAUUGAUGCAAGCGGCAGAAGUUUUGCAGGUUCGUGGCUUAUCUACUCAGGGAUGCGAUAACUCGUCGAAUGAGAGCAAUACACAAUCGUGUGAUUCUAACGCACCUGUCACCCCGUCUACACCAACUCCACAAAAUGACACUACUAAUUUCAAAGAUAAUACUUCAUCUAAUGAUGGAAGUACCUCUGACUUCCUCACAUGCCCGACAAUGGCCGCAACUAGCACAGGAAACAAUUCGUCCACCAUUACCCCUGUAUCACACAAUCCUAAUCCUUCUAACUUUGUAAACAUGGAACAUAGCGAAGCAUUGCAACACCUAGAGAAGGCUUUAAGUGCUUGCGAGGCGACUCUCACUGAAACUCCGGGCAUGGUGAAAAUGGAACCGGACGAGCAGUUCUCUCAGCAGUCUGAAACUGUCAAACCGUAUUCCAUUAGUAUGGUACCCAGUAGUAAUUGCAAUCCUAGCAGCCCUUUUCCCGCAAUCGAAGGUUAUCAGAGACGACAAAGACGUUCCGAAGAAGAACUCAAGCUAGCUUCGGACAUGGUGUCGCGCGGCAUGACAUUUCAAGUAGCCUCGGAAAAGUACAAGAUACCGAUCAGCACAAUUCGAUUCUAUAUGGUCAGAAAGGGGAUCCUGCAGAGGCGAAAACGCGGUCGUGGCUCCAGCAAUCUCGGAAUGAACAGUCAACCGGGUAGUCCGGCCAGUCCACCGUAUCAUAUGAUGAAUUAUCGUUUGCCGGAGAGCCUAAAUUCCAGCCUACCGUAGUGCUGUACAAAGAAGUACAUUUGGAUAAAGCCAUAUUUUUCCAUGCAACGCAAUAAUCCAGCAAAAUAAAUGACAGUUAAAACUGAGAAGCAGCCUAAAAUAGGAAAGGAAAGAGUGCCAGAUACAAAACUAAAGCGGACAUGAACAAUAACACAUAUAGAGGAUAAAGUUUAUCUCUAUCACUUAGAGUGUGUAACUGCCUUUCUCUGGCCUCAUACCCUGGAUCAUUAAUUUAUUUAUAUUAGACAAUAUUAUACAAAAGAUACAUGUAAAGGAAGAAACUAAUCUAACUUAGAAAGCUUGUUAGAGCUUCUAUCGGUUGCAGUAAGACUGCUGCCAUCCGACUGACGAUAAAACACGUUUUCAAGAAGCUAAAGUUGAACAUUUAAUCGAAACAUAUGUCACAGAUCUUACAUAAUUGUAUUUAUUCUCAUUUAUUUCAUUUUUUUAUGCGAUUAUUACAUAUUUAACGUGAUUGGUUAUUUCUCUACUUGUGUUUCACGAUAUAUCGAAAUAUCGGAGAGAAAAGAAAAAUUAGUCGCAUAUAUUGGACAUUGUGAUGUAUGUUAACGCGAAUUAAAAGCACGACUUACAAUUGUUGCCUGUUGUAAUGUCCAGUAACUGAAAGAUAAUUGAACUGUAAUGAAUUACUCGUAUAUAAAAGCAUUCUUUCCAACGAGGAAUCAGUAUAUAUCGUGUAAAUCAUUGUUCUAAGAGUUCCAGUUGACAAAGAUUUUAUACGGAUCUAUUAAACCAGUAUUUCAAACCAAUGAAAAAUAAUUAGUUUUCUAAUAAUACAAUACAUUUUAUGUGAAUUUAGUACAGUGCUUAAGUCAUUAAUGCUCAGCGUAUCUAACAAAUAUUUUUAGUGGAAAUCCGUGUCAUACUCACAUGUGUAUCAUAAUGUCUUAAAGUAUGUAACUAAACCACAAUCAAAGAAGUAUGAACGAUACUUAACUAUUAUCAUAAUAGCAACUAUUAAUAGCAGUAAAUAGGUAGCCAUUUUGAGGCAGUUUAUAUUAUAUUUAAUUACACCGUAUCGCUUUGGUCUCUCCGUUUUUACGAUGGUAUUAUUAUUUGUAGAUAGAAUCAUAACUCUAGAAUCGAUCGAACCUCGAAUCACUUAUUUUUAAGUCUUUUUUUUACAGUUACCGAGAAUAUCUAACGAAUUAAAUAGGCAAUGCAAUCGAAAACACACUUAUAAACAUACCUAUGAGAUCUGUAAUUGCGUCAUCAAUGGAUAACUUGACGGUUAAUUUUCAUUUGUUAUUCGAUUAGAUAUAUUCAAAUUAUUAUAUAUUACGUGUGUGACUACAUAAAUUUAUAAUAUGCGUAUAAGUAAGUAUUUUUAUACAAUCCCUUUUUAGCUUAAGUUUUUAUUAUUAGUGAUUUGGAUUAUUAGCGGUAGAUAUAUAUAGUGAUGGAAUCUGUACUACUUCAUCAAAUAAUUUGUGACAUCAUGUGAACUUUCCGACGUAAUACCUUGCUAACGGGUGCCCGCAUUCUUUGAGUGAAAAAAUAAAUAAUUAAACAUGCGCCGAAAUAUUCUACGAGAAUAUUUUUGUGUAAUUAUUUACUUGACCAUUAAUAUUCUGUAUUACGUCGGAACAGUUACAAAGAACAACAAUUACAUUCUAUAUGUUAAUUUGCUUCCUAUAAGAUCGACAACAUAUAUAGUUGCUUGCCUAUUUGCGACUAAAAUUUGUGUGCGAUGUUGAAUGAUUCUGUAGUGACGACAAAUUGAUUGCGAUUUAGUUAUAAGAGUUCAAUUUUCUAUAAUUGUAGAUUACGUAAGAGUAAUAAGUCUAAAGUAUGAUUAUAUAGAGCUUUAUAUGGAUAUA